AUGCCGGAGGAACAACCAAGGCCUGCGGGCCCCGGAUUCGACAAAAUUGAAAAUUUCAAUUUUCUACUGUCGCGCACUGAUCCAGCAGCCAAGGGACGACAAUAUUCCUUUGAUGGAGAUACUGGGCUGGUCCCGUUCGCCAAUGUGAACAUAGAUUAUGAUCAAACUGAAGGCAUGGGCGGUUUAUCCGUCAGCUCCUACGACAGCAUUGAUGAUGACCGUGCCUCUCUGGAUCUUCGAGGAUAUCCCUAUCACGGUCCUACUGGCGACAAGUCUAUCAACUACUCUAUUCCCGACCACAUGAUGCCCUAUUCGGCUCACUCUAUAUAUCCACCUGUCCCCUUUGCGCCCGAUGAGCUGGGCCAUGCCCCAGGACAGAUGACUCCAUCAGAUGUCUCAUCGUCCAUCUCCCCGCCUAACGGCAUAAUGGGCAACAACAAGUACUCCACCUCCAUUCCCGGGGACCGCAUCGCGGCAGCCCUAGGCCAAGAGGAAGGCGUACGGGUAGCCGCAGAAGAAGACCGCCGCCGCCGCAAUACAGCGGCAUCGGCUCGCUUCCGCCAGAAAAAGAAAGCUCGCGAACAGGUCCUCGAACGGACCGUCCGCGAGACAACUGAAAAGAACGCCUCUCUAGAGGCCCGCGUCGCCCAGCUCGAGAUGGAGAACCGCUGGUUGAAGAAUCUCCUCACAGAGAAACAUGAAGCAACGACUCCGCGCCUGCCGGGCGCUCCGCAAGAUACUUCUACCCCAGGGAACUCCAAAGGAAGCAGUACUCGCGGCGGCCAAAAACAUAUUCAGCCAAAAAAGAAGGGCGUCGGCACUGAUGAGUAG
Molecule: messenger RNA, 831 nt
Organism: Penicillium manginii
Lineage: Eukaryota; Fungi; Ascomycota; Eurotiomycetes; Eurotiales; Aspergillaceae
Product: Regulatory protein cys-3
Exons: 2
Coding region: 1-831 (276 amino acids)
Biological process (GO): regulation of transcription by RNA polymerase II
Cellular component (GO): nucleus
Molecular function (GO): RNA polymerase II transcription regulatory region sequence-specific DNA binding; DNA-binding transcription activator activity, RNA polymerase II-specific
Source: RefSeq, a predicted model, not a curated record